This is a messenger RNA of Manis javanica (Malayan pangolin), 943 nucleotides long. The record is from RefSeq and is a predicted model, not a curated record. Lineage: Eukaryota; Metazoa; Chordata; Mammalia; Pholidota; Manidae.
UUCCCGAGUGCCCUUGGCGCGCCCCGCCGUCUCCCCUUAGUUUACUUAGAGCCCCGCGUGCCCCUUGGCGUCCCGGUCCCCGAGGUCCUCCGGUUCUCGAGGCCGGUCAGGCAUGGCGCGCGCGGCAGGGCCUGAGCGGCGGCUCCUGGCCGUCUACACUGGCGGUACCCUCGGCAUGCGGAGCGAGCGCGGCGUGCUUGUCCCCGGGGCGGGCCUGGCCACCGUCCUGAGGGCGCUACCCAUGUUCCACGAUGAGGAGUAUGCCCGGACCCGUGGCCUCCCUGAGGACACUCUAGUGCUGCCAGCGUGGGUGGGCAGUGAGGGCCACUUGCACUUUCCCAGCGAGGCAGCGGCCAGGACAGCUGCUCCAGUCUACUUGCCCGCCAGCCCCGACCAGAGGGUCAUCUACACGGUGCUGGAGUGCCAGCCCCUUUUUGACUCCAGUGACAUGACCAUCGUCGAGUGGGUUCAGAUUGCCCAGACUAUCGAGAGACACUAUGAGCAGUAUGAUGGCUUUGUGGUCAUCCACGGCACGGACACCAUGGCCUUCGCUGCCUCCGUGCUCUCCUUCGUGUUGGAAAACCUGCAGAAAGCCGUCAUCCUAACUGGUGCCCAGGUGCCCAUCCACGCCCUGUGGAACGAUGGCCGCGAGAACCUGCUGGGGGCCCUGCUCAUGGCUGCCCAGUACCUGAUCCCCGAGGUCUGCCUGUUCUUCCAGAAUCAGCUGUUUCGGGGCAACCGAGUGACCAAGGUGGACGCACGCAGGUUCGCGGCCUUCUGCUCCCCCAACCUGCCCCCUCUGGCCGUUGUGGGCACUGAUGUGAUGAGUAAGCCGGACUGUGAGCAGGGCCGGUGGGCGAGGGCGUCUGUCCCGAUGUCUGCCUCCCCAGAUGUCUCCAGUGGCUUCCUGGCUGCAGUCCAGGACCUCGGUGGGCAUGGCUAG